AUGAAGAUGUUUCUCGCGAAGGUAAAGAGAAAAAGUCAAAGAAAAGAAAUGAUAAAGGAAACCAAUCUGAAUUUGAAGAUGAUUAUCCACAAUCUAAAGAGAAAAGGUCAAAGAAGACUAAUGAUAAAGGGUUUAAGUAGAGAACAGAAGGAGUGUGUUAGGGCUAUGGGAUUUGGGAGUUUGUUACAGAUUAUGAUGAUUGAUGUACCGUUGAAGAUUGUUUAUUAUAUUGUUGAUCAUUUUAAUUUUGAAAGUUUGAAGGUGGAUUUUGAGAAUUGUCAAGUGAUUGUUAUUAGCAAACAUGUUCAUGAUAUGUUAGGAUUAGCAUCCGAUGAAAAGAUCAGGUUUCUUGAUGAUAUUUUACAAGAAGAGGGAGGAUUUGGUUGUGGAGAGAUUAAUGAACCAUAUGUUGAAGAAGAAUGUCAAGAAUCUGAUGGCGAUGAUGAGGAAUGUGAUGGGAAAGGUGCUGGUAUUGAAGCGGAUGCCAAUGAUACUGCACUUCAGGACCAGAAUGAUAAAAAUGAUGCUCAAGGUAAAGUUGAUGGUCCUGAAUGUGAUGUUAAUGAUCAUGAACAUGGGGAACAUAUUAGUAAAAUUAAUGAUUUGUUGAAUGAGAAUGAUGAUGAUAAAAAUGAUGAUGUGGUUGGUAAGGAAAUUUUGAGUGUUGGUCUGGUUGACGGUGUUGAAGCUGAUGCUAAUGAUAUUCAGGAAGGUAAUGAGAAUUUAGUUAAGUGUGGUAUAAAUCAGAAGGGCAGUUAA
Lactuca saligna is the source of this 759-nucleotide messenger RNA. Lineage: Eukaryota; Viridiplantae; Streptophyta; Magnoliopsida; Asterales; Asteraceae. The record is from the annotation of a GenBank genome assembly.